CUUUUAUAUAUUUUCCUCAAUUCCUCUCUUGGUCUCUUGACAACCUUCAAAAUCUUUUUGUAACUAUAAGUAAGAUAUUACCACAAAAUCCAAUUCCCCAACCUCAAUCUCACACCUCACACCUCAGCCCAAAAUAUCUCCAAUUCCAAUUCCACAUUCACAUCCACAUCCAGAAUGGGCAUCUCCCACAGCACCGCGCGAUACGUCGCUCCCCUCUCCUUCCUCAUCGACUUCGCCGCUCAGCAAUACGGCAUGCUUUCCUCCCCCAACAUGAAAGAUAUCCACGAUGCGCAUCUUUCCUUUUGGUCUCCCCAACCAUACGCCAUCGCACUAUUCUUUUUCCCGCAACAGAUAUUCCAAUUAGUAUGGUUAUAUCGAUUGUGGAAAUUAGAUCCGAAGAAAAGUAUUAAGGAGAAGGAGGAGGUGGAUAAAAUGAUGGAUUUUGUACCCUUUUAUUGCGUGGGGAAUUUGUGUAUUGCUUCCUGGAUGAUUUUCUGGAACUCCGCAUCCCUCAAAACCGCAAAUGUAUUCGUCCUCAUCAAUUCCCUCACCCAACUCUACUACAUAUUUGCCCGUCAACCCACCAUGAACACCCAAUCCACCUCUUCCAUCCUCACGCACGUAGUUUCCAAAACGUUCGCCGGAAUCGGUGUUUUGGAUCUCCUCCACAACGGAUCGGUAGCCUAUUUUGACCACGAGGGACCUUCCACCGCCGUCAAAAUCGUUACAGGAUUGGGAUUCGGUAUGUUAGCUAGCAAUAGUGAUUGGAUUUUCGGCGGAUGUUUAGUGUAUGAUUUAGUCGCGUUAGCGGUGGGUCAGAGACAGAUUAGAGAGACGGGGUGGAGUAACUUGUUGGGGGUUUAUGCGCUGGGUACGGCGGGCUUGGUGGGAUUGAGAAAUUGGGCGAGGCCGCCUUAUGUUUCGAAGGUGGAUGGAUAUGAGGCUACUCCGUCUGAUGAUGAGGAUAGUAUUGUUGUCUAGGGAGUGAGUUAUUGGAUUCAUCGCUUAUAGGAGGAUCAAGUAUAUAUAUAUAACACUACUGUAUAGUUUGGAUUGACAAAAGUCAAUGAAUACUCGAUUGAC
Messenger RNA from Botrytis porri, 1083 nucleotides. RefSeq lists its product as uncharacterized. Bases 175 to 981 code for a protein of 268 amino acids. NCBI's taxonomy places the organism in Eukaryota, Fungi, Ascomycota, Leotiomycetes, Helotiales, Sclerotiniaceae. The transcript has 3 exons. The record is from RefSeq and is a predicted model, not a curated record.